AUGGAGCCCAAGGUAAAUGAUUCUGCAACAAGUAACAGGGUUCACAGUAGGAAGUCGUUGAAUUAUGAUGGAGGAAACUGUGAUGAACCUAAUGCCGGAUUUGAUCCUCUAGUUGAAUCUAUCUAUACACUCCAAUCAGCACAAGAAGCACUAGGAAAAGAGGUACUGAAGUUUAGGGAAGUUGGAAUUUUAUUAGAUGUUUCAGUUGAUGGUGCAGUUCAGGACUUACCUUCAGAGACCAUUUCUAUCGAUCUGAAACUCCAGGAGACUAGCCCCUCCAAGCAAAUACAAUCUGACAAGAAUAUGCAAAGUUCUUUCCAUUCCUUGCACUCUGAGGCGAAAGAAGCAGCAAACAGAAAAUACAUGGGAACAGAACUUGACGACCUCUUUAGGCUGAAGAUUGAAGCUGAAGUUGAAUAUUUGGCAAUAUCAAGAACUGCCCAAAAGUAUAUAGCUGCUGUGAAGGAUAAAAUAACUCUGGCUUCAGAGCAAUCCCUGAAGCUGAACAUGCUUGAGAAUACAAAAAACAAGGCCUCAAUGCUUGAAAAAGAAGCCAAGAAGUUGGUGAAUUCUUGUGAAGAUAUUGUAAGUGCUGAUAAGACAUUGAAACUGCAGAUGAGGAUAUGCAAGUACGCUUCAUAUUUCUUAAUACAGUUAGUAAUAUUGGUACUCAUCCUGAGAUUCUUCAUUUUCCAUAUUUCUCCAAAUAAUGAUGGGGUUGUUCCCACUUAG
Fraxinus pennsylvanica is the source of this 732-nucleotide messenger RNA. The record is from the annotation of a GenBank genome assembly. Lineage: Eukaryota; Viridiplantae; Streptophyta; Magnoliopsida; Lamiales; Oleaceae.